Brassica napus (rape) is the source of this 1772-nucleotide messenger RNA. RefSeq names its product exopolygalacturonase-like. Gene Ontology annotation, molecular function: polygalacturonase activity. The record is from RefSeq and is a predicted model, not a curated record. Bases 362 to 1603 code for a protein of 413 amino acids. The transcript is spliced from 2 exons. NCBI's taxonomy places the organism in Eukaryota, Viridiplantae, Streptophyta, Magnoliopsida, Brassicales, Brassicaceae. Gene Ontology annotation, biological process: carbohydrate metabolic process.
UCGACUUUAUAUAUUUUUGAAUUUUUUUUUUCCAGAUAUUCAUUAAGAUCCCUACAAAGAUGCUCUUAAUGUGGCACAUAGCCACAUAUACAUACAGUCAUAAGUCAUAACCAUCAACAUUAUCAUAUAUUCAAUUACUAUUCACUCAAAAUAUUAUCAUUCCAUCUUGAUAAGAUCUUGCUCUAUCUUCUAAUCAUAAUUUUUUCUAUAUGUAAGGAAGUAAUAGAUUGUGUUCCCCAUAUAUAUAUUUACUAUUAACGUUUAAUGUAAUCCUCUGAUUUUGUUGCUCUAUAAAUAAGAAGCUCAAACGCUUCAGUUUGCUCCAACAAAUCCAAAAAGAAAGAAAGAAGAAAUCAGAUCAAUGGCGUCUAGGUUUCUGAUCCCUUGUAUCUCUCCUCUCUUUCUAUUCUACUUCUUCCUCGCCAUCUCAAGUACUCAGACUAAUGCAUUUCACGAUGGACAAAAGGUCUUCGACGUCAGAAACUACGGUGCUCGUGGCGACGGCAAAACAAACACAUACAAUGCUCUUGCGUUUACAAAAGCGUGGAACGACGCUUGUCAAUGGAGUGGUGGAAGAUCAACGGUCUAUAUUCCCGCAGGAAAAUUCUAUCUCGAUCAAAUAACGUUCUCUGGUCCUUGCAAAAGGCAUGUUACUUUUACAAUCAGAGGAACGUUGUUGGCUCCUCGGAUCCUUUACGCGGACAAACGAGCAGAAUGGAUCGCUUUCCGUUACGUCGAUAACCUCACCGUUAACGGAGGGGGAAUACUUGACGGUCAAGGAUCUUACUCUUGGCGCCAUCUAAAUGAUUGUGACAAAAACCCUAACUGUCGUGCUCUAGCUAUGAACAUUGGGUUUUCUUUCGUUAGAUCCGCGAGGGUUAACGGUCUAAGAUCGAUCAACAGCAAAAUGGGACACUUCAACUUAUACGCAGUCGAGAAUUUUAACAUUACCCGCGUCAAAAUCACCGCUCCCGGAGAUAGCCCUAACACUGACGGAAUCAAGAUCGGGAGGUCUAAGGAUAUGCAUAUUUCCAACGUCAGUAUCGGAACCGGUGACGAUUGUGUCGCAAUUCUUGACGGAACCACCAACUUGGAUAUCUCUAAUGUCAGGUGCGGACCAGGGCACGGGAUUAGUGUCGGGAGCAUUGGGAGAUUCAAAGAAGAGAAGAGCAUUGAGGGCAUAACCGUAAGAAACUCUGUACUCAAGGGUACAAUGAACGGUUUAAGGAUCAAAACAUGGGCUAAGUCGGCCUCGGAGAAUUCGGUUUCGAAAUUCUUGUUCGAGGAUAUCCAAAUGAUCAAUGUUCGAAACCCCAUUGUCAUCGACCAGCAGUAUUGUCCACACAACCUAUGCGACAGUCCUGGAAAGUAUAAUUCUCAUGUUCAGAUCAAAGACGUGAAGUAUACCAGCAUUUGGGGAACGUCGGCGACUCAAGCGGCUUUGAUGCUGCAGUGUAGCAAAGCGUUUCCUUGUCAAGGCGUUGAGCUCUCAGACAUCAACUUGGUGUACAAAGGACGCAACGGGUCAGUCACGGCUACGUGUGAGAACGUUGGUGGUUGGGUUUAUGGGAAGAUCGUGCCUGGUGAUUGCCGGAUGCGAUGAUCUAAAACUAGUCCUGUGUUAGGUUUGGAUUUUUAGAUUGUAAUAUUUCGUAUACAGCCAGGUUGUCCUCGAUCUAAUACUGAAGCUUAUCUAAAACUUUAUUAAACUCCAAACAUAUUAAUAAUAGUUAAAACACAAAAUUGUGAUGUCUAGCGUCUCCAAAAGGGAC